GAGCGGGCGCCGCUAUUGGCUAGGGACUUUCCAGGAGGCGUCAUCCUGAGAUCUGAUUGGCCGYGAGAAGCCAAGAAGGCGGGACUAUUUCACUGCGACUGUCAAGAUUGGCAAAGCUGCUGGCGCUGCUGCUGCUUGCAGGUAAAAAAAAAAAAAAAAACGGAGCAAACGACAGGAAAAAAAUACAGAAACAUUCAUCCUGGCAGCAAGCGAGGACUGCAAUGGAAACGUGGAAGCUUUUUCCCUGCCGCGAAACGUAAACGUCGAGGGUUUUAAGGCCGGUGAGAAUAUCGCUACACCUUCAGAGUCUUGGCAGAAAGUGUCGCUAAGUCAGCCCAUCGACUGGCUCCUUCUUUGUAGUGCAACUUGGACAGCUGCGCGUUUUCAAGCGCGAGCCCCAUCAACAAAGAAUGAAAGCUUUGAAACGAGCUCAGGAGGACGACCAUCGCCCCGAGCACGACUCGGCCGUGUCGGACAGCGACGAUGGCUCCCCGCUCGACCUGUCGGGAAGGGGGCUCCUGGGGAAGCGGCGUCGCCGUGGCAACCUUCCCAAAGAGGCGGUGCAGAUCCUCCGAGGCUGGCUUUACGAGCACCGCUUCAACGCCUACCCGUCCGAGCAGGAGAAACUCAGCCUGUCGGGCCAGACCAAGCUCUCUGUGCUACAGAUAUGCAACUGGUUCAUCAACGCACGUCGCCGCCUUCUCCCUGACCUGCUACGCAAAGACGGCAAAGACCCCACCAAGUUCACCAUCUCCCGUAAGGUCACUGGUAAAACUGAGGGCCAUUCGUCUAAUGGAGGCGGAGCCAGCUCUCCGGAAAUAAAUACCUCGACUUUCUCGGCGCAGCAGCGUCCAUCGGUGAUUCGCUCCGCCCCUACUUUGGACCUGAGUCUUUUGGGGAACACCGCGACAGCUAUUCUGACGGGAGCGGGCUACCCUGGUAAGCAGGGCUCAGUCCAGGCGCUGAUGAAGCUGGACACUCGGAGCCUUCUGAGGGAGGUGGACGAACAGGGGGCUCAUGCGGCUUCUCUCAGCGGCACGACAUCGGCAGCUCCCUCCACCGGCGGCCUCUUCAAUACCCCUCCCCCGACUCCCCCCGAUCUGUACCCCGCGCAGGACUUCAGUGACCUGAGGCUCUUGGUGGACGCUGCCCUGCAGCGGGCGGCAGAGCAGGAGGGCCAGAGCAAACCCACGGACACUUUAAAAACCGAGGCGGCCCACGCAACGUGCGGCGCUUACAGCAGCGACGCAGGCACCACCCCGCCACCGGACGAACAAAUCAUGGAUCCUUCCAGAGUGCAGCGUCUGAUGGAGAAGGCCAUGGCCGUUCCAGACUCGGCUGGAACACCGGUYAAAGCUGCCGCUGCACCUCUCUCAGGCUCAAGGAUACCUCCUCUUCCAGUGAGUAAAGUCAUAUGGACCCCCUCAGUGAUGGACUCUGUUAGAUCACCCAACCCAAACCAGCCUGCGCUCGUCCCAGCUCAUCUCCCAACCAUAGUGCCACUGUCAGCCUUCGCCCUGGGGCAACCAGAUUCUCAGAGACCAGCUGUAGUUCCAGCCACCAGCCCAACCCCACACUUACAUUCAGCCUCGACCCCCGUCUCACCUCCCACAACACGUCCUGCGAGCGCAUCGGCGCCGACAGCGAGCCCGGUUUCAGAGUCGCUGGUGUUUCCGCGAGCCACAGGUCCCCGCUCGGUCUCUGAUGCGAGCCAGGGUUCAUCCUCAGCAGCUGCUGCCCUUCCUCCAGCUGCAGCCUCACAUCUGGCCUCUGCAGGAGUCCCACUUCACCUGCCGCUCCACAAAGCGCUCUCCAUCCCAGCGACGGCGCCGUUCAUAUUUCCCGCUUCGUCUUCCGUAUCGCCUGCAGUUCCAGCUCCUACCCCGGGGCGCGCCCCCGCCGCCCCGACUCCGGCCUCGUCGGCGAUCGCACCUCAUCUGGGCCUUGGCUCCCAGCUCCCUCCUUCUCUGCAGCCCUCCUCCACAGGCGGCGGCGGCGCCGCCUCUCAGAGGAAUUCAGCCGUGGUGCCCAGCGUCUGGAGCGUGGUUCACACUAACACCAGGCCGGCCAGUGCCCUGCAAGUGAUGAAGACUCCGAUUACCACUGUGUGGGGGCCGCAGCACAGCAGGCACACGUUGAGUGAACCUGUGAACUAGUCUGCGCAGCUGGGGUUUUAAAAGUCCAGGGUGGACUGUGGACAGAGACCCUGGUAAACUGGACCACGCUCUGUACGGGAGAAUGCACCUGUAGCCUGAGUCUGCACAUCAGAAAGUACACUAAUUAUAGGAUUUAGAAACAAAACCUUUAACGUUUGAUACACUGACAGUGGUGAAAGUUGUUUAUUUCAUGACAGUUUGAUGUCAUUCCAGAGUUUAAAUGGGUUGCAUUAAAAGGGUAGUCUGGAGGUUUUGUAAAAAGCUUUAGUUAUGUUGUAAAUGGAUUCUUGAUCAACCUCAGUUUGGAGAAACGGAGCAUCGUUCUGAUCAAAUCUAUGAGCUAAUGAGCAGUGGGGCAAAGACUAAAGUAGAUUACUGCCAUCUUGAAACAAUAAUCUUCGCAAUCUGCCAUAAAUUUCUGUGAUUAAAGAUGCUUAAAAGUAAAGAAUCCACAUUUAUCUUCACUUAAACUAAAUGUGACCAACAUGAAUCUGGCCAGAACUGUUUUUGUUUGUUUAUUAGGAUCAUUAGUCUCCACUAAUUAAACCUUCUCCAAACUGAGUUUGUUCAAAGCGCCGUCUACAACAGGUAAGAUGUUAAUUGUUCGCAACUUCCCAUUAAGCCCCACUUUGAAAAGAAUGAGCUUUUAAUGAACAAGAGGGCAAGUAUUUCUUGUACAAAGUUUAAAUGUGCYUAGUCGUUAGCUCAGCAGAGUUCCGUAGCAGUGCUGGACUUUAUGGAUUGUACAAAAACACCCGCUGCACAAAAACCACGCUGGCUAGUUGCUCGUCAUCCAUUCCUCCUCUGCAUACAAAGACAUUUUAUAUUUUUAUUAGAACCAGAACAAAACAACGGUUCGCUUGGUCUCCCUGGUUGUGUGGUUGAGAUUUUUACUGUUUUAAAUACGUCUCUGUCCUUGUUUUCAUGUUUCCUUUUAUUUUUUCGUUCUUAUCUUAGUAAAACUUGUCAGAAGGGAAACUGAGUGAGCUCGUCUGAAUGACUCACUUCACUCUCCCCUCAUCUCCCCCAUCGUCCUGUCUUUUUAUAGCUGAGCAGUUCUAUUUGUCGUCAUGAAUUGUCGUCUCAGUUGCUCCGUACGUGCCCUCAGCCACCAGCUCUGGUUGCCAAUUCUUUUCCACAAAGAAACUUGAAGUAUUUCCUCUUAAUAUGUCCAAAACAAAUCCCUUUGUGUCGCGCGGCUGCUACAAACAGUGUGUAAGUUGUGUUCUGCCACAGAGAGAGUCCCAGAAGUGAGUGGAAACAUUUAGCAGAACACUUUCUUUGACUGAUCCCCUUUUUUAUGUCGAUAUUUCCCUGACAUUUUGGGGCCUUUAAAGUGUUUUUCUUUUUAUAUAUCUAUAUAUAAUUGAAUGUCCCUUUUGUGAAAAAGGUUAAUUCGUGUGUGCCGGUUCUUGACAAAACAAAUGUAGCACAUUUAGGAGAUACGAUUGUUUGUUUCCACACAUUUCUCUGAUAGUUUCAGUAGAGUUUCUGAUCAUCCAUAAAGCUGUAGUUUCUGUGAAACUGUUAGGAUGAACCACAAUAUAUAUAUUGUUGACCGUAACAGUGUGUAGAGGGAAGCCGGGAAGCUUUCUUUUGAUUAAAACUGUAGUAGGUUUGUUAGACAAACUGUUUGUAGUGUCAGGUUCACCAGAGUAGCAGACUUGUUUAGUUCAAACCGUUAUGUUUUACAUGUUUAAGUUGUUGGAGGUUUUAUUAUAAUACAGACAUUUCAACAAGUCCAGGAAACUCUUCAACACUACAUCUUUGUAUGUGUGAGCCAGUAUAAAGAGAUCAAUUUAGUGUUUUUUUUUUUUUUUUUUUMUUUUGCAAAUCCCAGGUAGAAUAGCGGGCAUUAAUACAUCAUAUUACACAGGUGACAUUAAGCAUGGGUGGUGUGUUGUAGUGAGGUUUGAGUCCGUACUACAUAGAUACACUGUGAUGAUGCCUCUGUGGUUGUGAUACUGGAAAAAGCCAGCUAAUGGUUUUUAUACAGUGACGUUUGUUUCAUUUUAAACUGACUCGAGAGAGAAAGAUGUGCUGAUGUAAAUAUGUUGGCGCUGGAGAGAGACUGUAUUUUUUUUAGUUUUUUUAAUUUUUUUGUUUGUUUUGUACUAGUAAAAGCCUGGUCUCAAACUGUAGUUCCUAUUCAGCCAAACAAGUUUAGAAAGUUCAUUUUUUUCAUGUUUUGUGUUCUAAAUCAUGARUGAUUGUAGCAGUAUGGUUGGCUGCUGUGCCUUAAACCUUCAACUGAGGGAUGAUUUACCCGCUUGUUUUUCUUUUUUCUCUUUUUUAAAUAUAUAUAUAUUAAAAACUCAAUUGUUUGUGCAAUAUAUGCCUUAAACUUUAAAUGUGUUUUUGUAUGAACAUUUCAAAGAAAUAAAAGUUCUUUUUUUUCAA
Molecule: messenger RNA, 4556 nt
Organism: Austrofundulus limnaeus
Lineage: Eukaryota; Metazoa; Chordata; Actinopteri; Cyprinodontiformes; Rivulidae
Gene: tgif2
Product: TGFB-induced factor homeobox 2
Exons: 3
Coding region: 411-2156 (581 amino acids)
Biological process (GO): regulation of DNA-templated transcription
Molecular function (GO): DNA binding
Source: RefSeq, a predicted model, not a curated record